UGGAUUUCAUAACUGAACAUCCUUCUCAUAAUCAGUCUGCUUUACAGAUUCCGAAGUAUUUCUUCUGCUUCAUUUGCUCAGGUUUGGGUGAUGCAGCAACACCGUAGAGUCAUCCCAGCAAUGUUCCCAAUUGCUAAUUUGAUGGAUUGCUUCUGUGAACGGUGGCAGUAGACAGCUUGUCCAGUUCCUGGUGGAGACAGCAAAACCCGUGGUCGCUCACGAAGGUUCCACCAACCCACCACGUGGUGUGAAGUCUUCAGCUUGGGUUCAGGGCUGGAGACUGGCACGGCCGGGACGAUGGUGAGACAAGAGAGUCAAGACUGAAGGAGAUGUCACCCUCAGGGCCACGCAAGUGCAGGAUCAGCGUGAAAAAGGAGCCCUUCCUUACGUUUUGUACAACAGAACUUUGUCAGCAAGCAAGAACAAUGCCAGGAGGUGUGGAGAAGGCGUGUCAUCGGUGCAUUUCUAAAAUUGCCAGCAAUGCCUGCUUCGUGUUUCUGCUCUGCACUUUCCUGGCUCUCCCGCUGUCCAUGGCCUUCACAGGAAUGAAGUUUUUGGAGGACUGUCCCAUACAGCCCCUCAUUCCUCUAUACUUGCUAGUGGGUGGGAUCAUCGGGGCCUUAAAGGUGUCUCUCCUGCUGUACAACUCCACCAGGAUGAGGCGGCUUCUGUCCAAGGCCGUGGUGAUUGAUGACCAUGACGAUGAUGUAUAUCCCUAGAGGCAGAACGCGCACAAAUAUUACAUCCACCUCCUCCUCAGCCUCUUCCUCUUCCUCUGGUUCUUUCUGGGAAAUUACUGGGUCUUUUCUGUUUACCUGCUAGAUUUUGUUCCCCCUUUCCAGCAGCCUCAGGAUUACUGAAAAACCCUGUACCUCUUUGCGGUAGGGGUCCUCGUGCUGGGCUUACUUGUGCUGGGCAGCAGCUGUGUCCACGCGUGGUCCAGGUGGAGGUCUGCUGCCGAGGAAGACUGA
Balaenoptera musculus (blue whale) is the source of this 971-nucleotide messenger RNA. RefSeq names its product transmembrane protein 272 (gene TMEM272). Lineage: Eukaryota; Metazoa; Chordata; Mammalia; Artiodactyla; Balaenopteridae. The record is from RefSeq and is a predicted model, not a curated record.